Molecule: messenger RNA, 1672 nt
Organism: Colius striatus (speckled mousebird)
Lineage: Eukaryota; Metazoa; Chordata; Aves; Coliiformes; Coliidae
Product: cadherin-23-like
Exons: 9
Coding region: 1-1413 (470 amino acids)
Biological process (GO): homophilic cell-cell adhesion
Cellular component (GO): catenin complex; membrane
Molecular function (GO): cadherin binding; calcium ion binding
Source: RefSeq, a predicted model, not a curated record
AUGAAUUUGGACUACGAGGAAGUUUCUCAGUAUGUGAUUUUAAUUGAAGCAAAUGGAAAUGUCUCAUCUGCAGCACAAGUCCAGCCUUCAGGCCUGUUUGCUCAAAACGUGGCCAUGCUGACCAUCUCUGUGGAGGAUGUGAACGAAGAGCCAGUGUUUCUGAGCAACGCCUACUCCGCUCGGAUACCAAACUCCGUGCCGUACAAGUACUCGGUCAUUACAGUUCAGGCCACAGAUCCAGAUUCAGGAGACAAUGGACUUCUGCAGUACAGCUUAGUGGAUAAUCAAGCCAAUGAGUUUGACAUCAAUGAAAAUACAGGGCAGAUUUUUACCGUGUCUGUAGCAGGAAAAGCUGGAACAUUUUACCUGGAGGUUCAAGCUGCAGACCAAGGCACGACAAGUCUCACAGCCCGGACGACUGUCAAUGUAACAGUUGAUUCCAGUUCCAGUAACAACAUUGUGGUGCUGGUGCUCAAUCAGAAAAUCGGUGCUGUUGAAAAAAACAUCCUUCAAGUAAAAAGGGUCCUGGAAGAUAAACUCACCUGGAAUGUCUACGUUGUUGAUGUUUACCUCAAUGAGCAGCAAGGACAAGCAAGAAGCAGCACUGAUGUAACCUAUACAAAAAUCAUUGCUUUUGAUGAUGCAAACCAAGAAGUACCUGCAGAAGAUGUAAAAAGAAAACUUACGGAGCAGAAGAGUAACAUUGAGACAGAAUUGGCAAAAAUAUUUUCCACAUCUGUCACUGCUGCUGUAGAAGAGACUCCUGCAGACUCCACAGGUCCUGAUCAAACUGCAGCCAUCGUCCUCGGUGUGCUGCUGGCCUGCACCCUCGUGGCCUUCCUGGCAUACGUCCUUGUUACUAUCAGAAAGAAAAGCCAAUCUGGAAAGAAACUUGUCGAUUUCAAUGUGUUGAUCAUUUUCAGAAACAGCAAGAGAAGCACUUUGGCUCAGCAGCAGCCUGAAAGGACAGAGGGUAUCGAUAAUCCCUGUGCAGCUGGCAAAAACGGCAGUGUGAGGAGCUUAGAGAACCUAGAGCACAUGGAUAAUGGGAAAACAGAAAUCCUCUCCUUUAACAACCUGAACACCACCAAAAGCCUCGAUGCUGACAGGCUCCAGGCCGACAAAGGCAGCGAUUACCCUGAGGUACCUGAUCUCAUCCCCAGCUGUGAACAAAAUGAAGAAGGUACAGAAUCUGAACCUAGGUACAUAGAGGUCCAGCCUCCUGUAGACUUCACAACUAAACAGGAUCUCUUCCUGAAAGAUACAAAGCAGGAGUCAGCCCUUGGCUCAGCACCUGCUCCCACAGAGCGCGCCCCGGAGAAAGGAGUAAAAUUUGCAGAAGUGGCAGUUAUUUUGGAUGCCGACGCUGAAGAUGAUGAGCUUGAUGCUAACGAUACAUUUUGUCAUCUAUAAGAACGCUCGAUGAAGAAACGUUUUGGGAAAAGCACAACUGCAGUCCUUGGGCCACUGCAGAAUUAACUGAGCAAUAAGAAUGAGGGAACGCUCUCCCGGUUUCUAUUCCUGCUCCACCCGUUCUUUGUGCUGGAACAGAUGGACGUGAAAGAAAAUAAGCAGCAGGCUCCGAGGGCUGCAGGGAGUAACACAAGGUUACCUUCCCCGAGGCAGGGCUGUCUGCAUUACCGUGUAUUUGAUUUCAGGUGCAAAAUGACAA